GCUAGAAGGCGUGGUUUGAGAUGGGAAAAGAAUGGUUGGUGGAUACCGGCAGAUGAUUGUGUGAGAUUAAAGGGUUGGGAUCCAUGGGCCGAGCCGACGGGAACGAGUGGUAACAAGGAUGACGGAGAUCGGCCAAUAGGCGAGUGGCGCGCAUCGGCCCAUGAUGCGCGCGGUUGGACGGAAAAGGCUACACGCGAGUGGCCAGGUGGGCGUACGAAGGAUGCACGGGACGUAUUGGCGUAUGGUAGUAACGCGCGGGCGACGAGCGGCAAGGACGCGACGCACGCUAGGCACGCG
Molecule: messenger RNA, 297 nt
Organism: Striga hermonthica
Lineage: Eukaryota; Viridiplantae; Streptophyta; Magnoliopsida; Lamiales; Orobanchaceae
Source: the annotation of a GenBank genome assembly